Messenger RNA from Rhagoletis zephyria (snowberry fruit fly), 1963 nucleotides. RefSeq lists its product as uncharacterized. Lineage: Eukaryota; Metazoa; Arthropoda; Insecta; Diptera; Tephritidae. The record is from RefSeq and is a predicted model, not a curated record.
CCUGGUUUAGAUAACAUAAGGCCAUUAGAGCAGAACCGGCGUAACCAAUUUUUUUUUGUACUUACCUACUUAAAAUAAGUAGUAUCAAAUGUGAUAAAUUAUAAAAUAAAGUUCCCCUAGUUGAUCGCUUAUUUCGCUGUAAAAGCUUGACGUAGUAUUUAUGGAAACUCUCAUUAAUUACAGCAAUCUUCGCUCCGCUCGGCUCAGCACCAUUUCCUGCAUGUACAUUAAAUGUCAUUAUCUGAUAUCUUAUCGAUCACAUGUAUUUACAUACAUAGAUACAUAUAUGAAAUCAAAAAUUACUACUCUGCUACUCUUGUUAUAAAUAUAAAAUAUAUAUCCAGUUGUGAUUUUGAACUAGCCAAGGUAUGAGUGUAUAUAACGUGGACGAGCUAGUGGCGCCAGCAUGGAUGAACGAGGAAUUCUUUGGCGAAGUUUUGAGAAAUUUGGAAACAGGGGAUGGAAUCAAGAUAAUUAAAUUGGAUAUUAGUCCAGCUAGCAUGAAGGGAGAUCAUUUUGCCAGUAUAAUGUUUCGUGCCAAGAUUGAAUAUAAAACGACAUCGCAGGCGCCCUCUUCGACAAUAUCACUGAUUGUGAAAACACUGACAGAUGGCGGCGAAAAAUGUGAAAUGUUGGAACAGUCGCGAAUGUUUCAAACGGAAAUCAAUAUGUAUAAGAAUACACUACCGAGAAUUGCCGAGGUUUUGGCGGAACACGGCGAUUCAAUUGUGCUGGCACCAAAAAUGUUGUACAGCACCUUAGAACCACGUCAAAUAAUUAUUUUAGAGGAUCUUAGCGAAAAUGGGUAUACAGUGAUGCGCAACCGUUUCCCCACAGACGAUGAAAUGAAGGCCAUAUAUCGUAAAUUGGCCAAAGUGCACGCAGUGAGUUAUGCGAUUGGUCAAAGUGAGGAUCACGAAGUAGUUACACAACAUCAGGAAGGAUUGUUCAGUUCGGAGUUUAUUUUAGAGUAUGAAUUAUUCAAGACCGCUUUGCGUAACUUUAUCGACUUGCUAACGACGCAUGACGAGUUCAGUGAAUAUCUGCCGAAAUUUCAAGUAAUGGAAAAAGAUAUUUUACGCCGAUGCCACAAGUUGUUUAAUGUCUAUAAAAACGGAAUAAAAAAUGAAGUUCUUGUGAUCAAUCAUGGGGACUUUCAUUUGAAGAACCUAAUGUUUAGAUUCGAUGAAAAAUCCCAAAUGCAGGAUUUUAUGUUGUUGGACUUUCACCUUAGCGUCUAUGCGCCACCCAUUGUCGACUUAAUUUACUCCAAAUAUGCGAUGUGUAGUUCAGCGAUGCGAGACAACUACGACGUUUAUUUGCGAUCGUAUUUUGAACAAUUCAAUGAGACGUUGAAAUUAAUCGAUUACAAGGGCGAAUUGCUGAAAUAUUGUGAUUUAAAAAUAAGUGCUUUGCGAUAUAGACACUUCACGGUUUUUAUUAUCACUUUACUACUGCCUAUACUCUACUCUGUGUUGAUUUUAAGUCCAGAGGAGUUGAAAGACAAGGACAGUUCUAAAGUUUUCAAUGAACAUAAUGGAGCAACCAGCCUUUUUUACCGAAAUCCCAAGCUGAUAACUGAACUGCGAAAAUUGUUGCCGAUACAUCUAUGCGAAGGCUAUUUGGACUAAAUCAUUGAAGGCGUUUUAUUAGCUAUGUAUGUAUUUCAAAGGCAGAGACCGAAAAUAUCUGGUCCACAUCAAACAAAUUGUAACUUUUACUAUCAUUAAGCAGUUCCUUUUUACGUUUAGUGAUAUGUAUAUACAUAUAUCUCCGAUAGAACGAUUUAUGUGAGAGAUGUUAAGCUAAAUGACUGUGAGAAAUGUAAUAGCGAGCGAAAAUAAAAAAUCAACCUUAGUCAUAGAGCUGCAAAAGUGUCGAUACUGGCCGUACUCGAUAUUUAAGAGAAAAAACUCGAUACAUCGAUAUAUGUAUAUCGGUAAACUUUUUAUUUUAAAUGAAA